GCUGCUGCUCCCUAUGGCUUUGAAGGCGCUGCCCAGGCUGAGUCUGCUAAGGAGCUGGCGAAGAUGCCUGUAGCAAACAAGAGCUACCUCCAGGUGACCAGACCAGGAUGCUUUUGCAAAUUGGCAAAGUUGGGUGUUCUCUCUCUCUCUAUUCCUAAUGGGGAACAGUACAUCUGCUACCACAGACUCUAACACUGCUGCUGCUAACCAGAUAGAGCAAACUAUCUCAGACAACUGUGUAGUGAUCUUCUCGAAAACCACCUGCUCCUAUUGCAACAUGGCAAAGAAGCUGUUUGAAGAUAUGGAUGUGAACUACACAGCCAUUGAAUUGGACAUGUACGAAAACGGAAGCCAGUUUCAAGAUAUUCUUCAUCAAAUGACUGGCGGCAGGACAGUUCCAAGAAUAUUUAUCAAUGGAACAUUUGUCGGAGGUGCUACAGACACACAGAGACUUCAUCGGGAAGGCAAACUUCUCCCAUUAGUUCACCAGUGUCUCUUGCGAAGCGGGCGAAACUCAGAACAGCCAUGUAGCCUUCCUUGAUUCUGAAACAGUUGUGUUCCUGAAGUUUAUUGGACUGUGUAUACUUAGUUAUGAAUUCUUACACCCCAGUACUCUGGUUUCAGUACUAUUUAUGUGCUCAACAUAUGUAUGGAAGGUUUUCAAUUUAUCAUGAUCCAGUUCAUCCUAAAUUCACAAUGCACUCUUGCACAUUCUCAAUACAAAAUAAGCUCUGUUGAAAGAGUAAAAAUGCAUAGAAGUGCACUGCUUGUUUUCAAUUUAACCACAAAUUCUAUUUAAAUACUUAAAUUUCAUUUCGGUCCAACCCAAUGCAAAUAAAUAGCUAACUACACAGUCCUAACCACAUCUAUGCAGAAGUAAACCCUAUUGAAUUCAUUGGGGUUUGCUCCCAGGUCACAGUAUUAUUGCAGCUUAAAUUGAGGUCUGAUGCAGUUGAAAUAAUAAUAAAAAUAAAAAUGUCCAGUAGCACCUUAGAGACCAACUAAGUUUGUUCUGGGUAUAAGCUUUCGUGUGCAUGCACCCCAAACCUUAUACAGUGGUACCUCGACUUACGAACAACUCGACAACCGAAUUUUUCGACUUACGAAUGGGGGUAAUGGCCGCACGCUUAUGAAUGUCUUGACAUCCGGAAAAAACCGCGACGGUUUUAGAUGGGGAUUUUUCGACUUACGAAUUUUUAGAUAGGGUUGCUUCGACUUGCGAAUUUUUCCGUUUUAAAUGCAUUCCUAUGGGAAAUCAUGUUUCCAAUGGCGUUUUUCGACUUACAAACUUUUCGACUUAUGAAGGUGCCUUCGAAACGGAUUAAAUUCGUAAGUCGAGACACCACUGUACACAGAACAAACUUAGUUGGUCCCUAAGGUGCUACUGGACAGUAUUGUUAUUAUUAUUACGAGCUUAAAUUAAGUUGCACUUGGGCAUCAUUGAAAUUAAUGUGGAAAGUUAAUAAUGACUUAGUUUCCCCUGAAGUAUGGUAACUAACUUCAACUUCAUCUAGAAUCAAUUCAAGAUUCAGCUAGUAUAUUCUGUAGCAAAGAAUCCCUACAUGUGUCAAAUGUAGAGAGAGCAGUGUUUGGUGACAAAACACUAAGCGAAUGCUUGCAGAUUCUGUGGCUGUAUUUAGCUGUUGGAACUGUGGGAUGGAAAGCCUGCUGCCUUGGCCCCAGCCGGAGCGUGUCCCAUCUCAGCUUUGCCGCUGCGGAGAUCCAUCAGUCGUCAUCCUCCAAUGUGCAUCUGCGAUUCAUGCAGUUGUGCGCGAACACACAUUACUCAGCAGUGUAAACACACAACAGGGCUGGCUCGAUGGGUGGAUACUAGGCUAUGUUUAUUGAACAUAAAUCAGGACAAAGAAAAACAUGGCUUCUCUCUUUGUCGUUCUUCUUGGAUAGAGAGAAAACAAAGUGGAUGUUCCGCUCAUGGGAUUCCAGCAAUCUGUGCUGGAAUGUAAACAGACAUGUGACAUGUAACAAUCUCGCAUAUCUGCAGCAAGGGUGGAAUGGAAUUCCCAACAUUAGCUACCUUGUAGUACACUAGGUUUACCCUAGCAUCGAUGUCUCCUUUAUUCAAAUUAGAGCUGCAGCUCUGGCCUCUUAGACAAAAGCUGCAGUUGGAAUUAAAUGCAGCAGUCCCCACCCUCCACCCUUUCCAUUGAGAUUGAGAUUAUACUACAAGAAAUGCAUGUUGCGUGCAUUAAUUUUGCUGGCAGUUGGAACACUGCCAAAGACAAAUAAAACACCUCCGAUCUAUGUGAAAAGUGUGUGCGUGUGUAUGCGAGCUUCCAAACAGGGUUGAUGCUGUUAGCUUGUUUCAAAAACCAAAGAUGAAUCGCAAGGUAUACGCAUAAUGCUGAGCUGUGGUUAAUGGAAACCAGAAGCAAGCAUUUUGAACUCCUUGUUGUGACCAUGCCCAAGGGGGUGGGAGGAGUGUACAAGCAAAGAGUCUAGCUGGCACUCUUCCUUCCCGGCAUCAUUGCCAGACCUUGAGAAAGCAAUGGCAGAGGAUUAGCUUGUCACAGUUCGAAUCAAGCAGGUGGAGAGGCGAGAGGAGGAAAGAUAUUAAAGAAGUGCGGUAUUGCUAUCUGAAGUGACAGGCGAGAAGUUUUCCCUGUUGCUGAAUAACUGAGCGAAGUAAGAUUCUUCAGCAUUUGCCAUUAAGUGUGUGCAAUUAUUUAAUGUACCUUUCUCAUUCUUGCUUGCCCAAAACUAUAGCUAGUUUUAAUUAUUACAGUGGUACCUUGGUUCUCAAACACCGAAAACCCUGAAGUGUUCCAGUUUUUGAAUGUUUUUCGGAAGCCGAAUGUCCGAUGCAGCUGUCGGCGAUAGUUUCCAGGGCACCUGCGCCAAUUAGAAGCUGCGCCUUGGUUUUUGAACGUUUUGGAAGUCACACGGACUUCCGGAAUGGAUUAAGUUUGGCGCUUUUCUUUUUGCUAUUUAUUUUGUGUUUUUGUUUUCGAGGCUUUUUCGGUCAAUUUCUUUUUGCGACUGUGAAACCCAGUUCAGCUACCAAUUGAUUGAUUGCGUGACUGUGGAAAUGGAUAAAAGCCCCCCAUCCAAACAAUGACCAAUCAUCAUCAUAAGAAAAAAUAAUGU
Messenger RNA from Zootoca vivipara (common lizard), 3105 nucleotides. Lineage: Eukaryota; Metazoa; Chordata; Lepidosauria; Squamata; Lacertidae. The record is from RefSeq and is a predicted model, not a curated record.